AGAUUACCUAAUAUUAAUGAACGGACAGGAUGAGCUAACCUAUUUCGACAUAAGCCCUUGUCCUUGUCUACCGGCGAGAAUUGAAAGACGCUUCCAGACAGAUCGUUCUACGCUAAACGCCUAAAACCCUAGAGAGAUACAGAGACGCAAACACAUGGCUUUCUUAAGUAAAGUUGGAAGGAUAUUUAGGCAGACUAGCACCCAUGUCUCUGCCUCUAACUCAAUAAUGCUACAGAGCAUCCGUUGCAUGUCUUCUUCCAAAAUCUUUGUUGGAGGUAUCUCCUACAGCACUGAUGAGUUUGGCUUAAGAGAAGCUUUCAGCAAAUAUGGAGAAGUUGUUGAUGCCAAAAUUAUCGUGGACCGUGAAACUGGUAGAUCGAGGGGUUUUGCUUUCGUGACGUUUACUUCAACCGAGGAGGCUAGUAAUGCAAUGCAGUUGGAUGGACAGGACCUUCAUGGUCGAAGAAUUAGGGUGAACUACGCUACUGAAAGAGGAAGUGGGUUUGGAGGAAGAGGGUUCGGUGGUCCUGGUGGUGGUUAUGGUGCUCCAGGCGGUGGUUAUGGAGGCGGUGGUGGUUAUGGUGCUCCAGGCGGUUAUGGAGGAGGCGGUGGUGGUUAUGGUGCUCCAGCUGGUGGUUAUGGAGGAGGCGGUGCUGGUGGCUAUGAUGCUCCAGCUGGUGGUUAUGGAGGUAACUCUCCUUAUGGUGGCAAUUCCGGUGGUGAUGGCUAUGGUGUCGCUGGUGGUGUUGGUGGAAGUGACAACUUUGCCCAAGGCAGUUCUUCUAGCGCUGGCUUUGAUGACAAGUUUAGCAGCAACGAACCACUAGGCAAUGGUACGGACCAUCAGCUUGAAAGCGCUGGCGAUGAGCAGUUUGGUGGCAGUGACAAUCAGUUUGGUGACUCAGAGAACGGUCAAACAGAGGCUGGUGCAGACGGGUUUGAUCAGACUGAUGAUGGUGAUGUUGCCAAGAGAGCUUAAAUCUCUCCACACAAUGUUGGACCGCUGCAGUUUCAGAAUAAACCUCUCUAUUGUUGUUGGUUGUUUUUAAAUGUUUUCUGACAUUUGAGACUCAUAAAUUAAGGUGUAAUAAACUUAUAACAGACUA
Molecule: messenger RNA, 1106 nt
Organism: Raphanus sativus (radish)
Lineage: Eukaryota; Viridiplantae; Streptophyta; Magnoliopsida; Brassicales; Brassicaceae
Product: glycine-rich RNA-binding protein 5, mitochondrial
Exons: 5
Coding region: 155-979 (274 amino acids)
Molecular function (GO): RNA binding
Source: RefSeq, a predicted model, not a curated record